Micropterus dolomieu (smallmouth bass) is the source of this 2412-nucleotide messenger RNA. RefSeq names its product very-long-chain enoyl-CoA reductase-like. Bases 173 to 1201 code for a protein of 342 amino acids. The record is from RefSeq and is a predicted model, not a curated record. Gene Ontology annotation, biological process: very long-chain fatty acid biosynthetic process. The transcript is spliced from 11 exons. NCBI's taxonomy places the organism in Eukaryota, Metazoa, Chordata, Actinopteri, Centrarchiformes, Centrarchidae. Gene Ontology annotation, molecular function: oxidoreductase activity, acting on the CH-CH group of donors.
UAUUCAGAGAGUCCAAAAGACACCAAAGACGACACACUUGAGUUGGCCUGACAGUUGUGUGGGGAGUGAGCAGGGGGUUGCUUUCCAUACUAGUAGAGGACAACCAGCGUCAGUGGACAUACAUACACAGAUUAUUUCACCAGGCUACUGAGGUUUUGGAUCAAACAGGAUCAUGGAUGUACUCGCCUUAGAGGCAAAGAAUGUAAAUGAAGCAGAACCUGAGAAGAAGUCUUCCGCGAGGCCAAAACCAAAACCUCCCAAAAAGGCCAAAAGGAUUGUUUACUUUGAGGUGGAGAUCGUCGACUUAAAGACUAAAGAGAAACUGCUGCUGCUGGACAAGGUGGAGCCAACUGCCACUGUUUUGGAUAUUAAAGCUUUGUUUCACAAAUCAUAUCCAAAGUGGUACCCAGCCAGACAGUCCCUGCGUUUGGAUCCAAAGGCCAAGUGUCUCAGGGAUGAGGAAGUUCUGCAGACACUUCCGGUGGGAACCACAGCCAGCUUUUACUUCAGUGACCUAGGACCCCAGCUCACAUGGGGAACCGUGUUCCUGACAGAGUGCGCUGGCCCACUGAUCAUCUACUUGAUGUUCUACUUCCGCCUUCCUUUCAUAUAUUCUCCGAAAUAUGACUUCACCACCAGCAAGCACUGGGUUGUACACUUGGCCUGCAUGUGCCACUCCUUCCACUACAUCAAGAGGAUUCUGGAGACACUGUUUGUCCAUCGUAUCUCCCACGGGACCAUGCCUCUCAGAAACAUAUUUAAGAACUGUGGCUAUUACUGGUGCUCUGCAGCUUGGAUGGCGUACUACAUCAACCACCCUCUCUACACCACACCCUAUUACGGGCAGCAGCAGGUGAAUACAGGACUUUACAUUUUCUUGUUCUGUCAAAUAGGGAAUUUUUCCAUCCAUAUUGCUCUUCGUAACCUCAAACUAGCAGGUUCAAAAAACAAGAAGAUUCCUUACCCUACGAGAAAUCCCUUCACAUGGAUUUUUUGGCUGGUCUCUUGUCCAAACUACACAUAUGAGCUGGGCUCCUGGAUGGGCUUCACAGUGAUGACCCAGUGUGUUCCUGUGGCUUUCUUCACUCUUGUGGCCUUCAUCCAGAUGACUGUCUGGGCUAAAGGAAAACACCGCGGCUACUUAAAGGAGUUCAGAGAUUAUCCGACCCUGCGCUCCUCCAUACUCCCCUUCAUCCUGUAGAAGCUUGGCAGAGAAAACAGCAGUUGCGACACAGAUCCACCUCAUUACUGAUGGAGAUCCUUCUGAAGCAGCUUCUCCAUCCACUGGAUGUCAGAAAGUGUAUGCUGAGGUUAAUAUUCCAGAUGGAUUUUGGUCAUAUGGACUCCGUGUGACAUUUUCUUACAUGUCACUCCAUAAUGAGGAGUGGCGGUUACAGUUAGUGUUGGACUGGUGAAUACAGGACUAUUUUAGGCAACAACAAAAUACGCCUUCAGAGUUAAAUGCAGCAAAGUCUUAAUUUAAUGUUGUAUGUGAUCUUGAAGAAGCAAGAGGAUGAAACAUUGUUUUGCGACUUUGGUAAGUUGUUACAUGUUUGAUUGAGAGUGCUGUUUGAUUUUUAACAAAUCACAUUAUGUUCAUAGCUUUGGCAAGUGAAGUUUCCCACAGAGCUGGGAAACCAAGAGGCUAAUCUGCAUUGUCAAACUAGUGUGCAGCCUGGAGCUGACAAGUGUGUGGCCUCAUGCAGUAUUCUACUAAUCAGACUGAUCCAAAUGACCUUUACACUUUGGUAGAGUUAGUGCUAUCUGGAUUAGAAAUUGUAUGCUGUUUUCCCGCCAUGGGUGAGGGAAAAUCUUUUCUUUUUGUCUGUACAUGGGUCUAGUGUAUUUCUGGUGUAGGAAAAAUAAUCGAUAGAAAAACACUGCUAACAGCAUGCACAGACACGUCCUAAAAAAAUGUACUUCUUGCUUACACAUGAUGAUGAUAUAGUGCAAAGUGUUCAAUUGAAGCGAAAGCAAAAAGACCAAGUUUCAGUCAUCAAACCUCGUCAGUGUAUUAUGUAUCUACUAUAAACUUUCUGUGCAUUGUCAGCGUUGUGCAGAUAUUUUCCCACGCUAUUCUUUUGUACUAAUCUGAAGAGUCGUGCAGAUACACGGACUGAAACUCAUGGUGGACAAGGAAUAUAUUCUCUUCUAUUCCAUUUUCACCGAAUGUGCAUCGCUGCAUCCACUGAACCUUCAGAUUAAAUGAGGAACUGAUUUUAUUUUUUAAAUGUCCUGCUGUAAUUUUUGUUACAGUGUUGAGCAGGGAUUUUAUCUGAAGUGGAAAGUUUGUUUACAAUAUUUGAUAUUUGACUUGUCCUCACACCCUUGCAGGGGGACGCUGAACCAUUCAAACAAUUGUUUUCAGGCAAAUGAUUGAUAAAACCAGUGUAAUGAACUAUCACAAAACAA